This is a messenger RNA of Cuscuta europaea, 2701 nucleotides long. Lineage: Eukaryota; Viridiplantae; Streptophyta; Magnoliopsida; Solanales; Convolvulaceae. The record is from the annotation of a GenBank genome assembly.
GAAAAAAACAAAAAAUCAAAACAUGUAAGCUUCUCCUCCGGGACAACACCCGUCCCAAUUGCCAUCCGUAUGAUUAUCCCUUUGGGUCUUCUACUCAAAGAACUCUCAAGAUCAAGUCAAACCAUUUUGAGAACCAAACUACUCCACGCCAAAAUUCUCAAGACCCGUCCAUCUGACCCUUUUUACGCUACAAGAAUCAUCAGAUACUAUGCGCUCAAUGAUGACGUCAUCUCUGCUCGCCACCUGUUCGAUGAAACUCCUAAGGGAAGUAUUUUCUUAUGGAACUCAAUUAUUCGUGCUUAUGCGAGAAGCCACUGGUUUUCCAAUGCAAUGGAGCUCUUCAAAGACAUGAUGUGCUCGGAAACGAGGCCAGAUAACUUCACAUUUGCCUGCAUUUUACGUGCCUUCUCCGACAAGUUCGAUUUCAGUGGGUUGAGAGUUGUUCAUGGAGGACUGGUCGUUUCAGGGUUGGAAUUGGAUUCCAUUUGUAGUAGUCAACUUGUCAGUGCAUAUUCGAAAUUGGGUUUCUUGGAGGAGGCUAUCAAGGUGUUUAACGGGAUAGCCGACCCAGAUCUAGUGCAUUGGAAUUCAAUGAUUUGGGGGCAUGGCUGCAUUGGGGAUUGGAUAAAGGGCUUUCAGCUUUUCAUUAAGAUGCAGAGAAUGGGAAAACAGCCUGAUGCGUAUACAUUCGUUGGCCUGGCUUCAGGUUUGGAUUCACCGAGUUUGCUCAGAAUAGGAGAAAACGUUCACAGCAUGUGUUUAAAAACUGGUUUUCAUUCAAAUGCUCAUAUGGGCAGUCUUCUGGUGAGUAUGUAUUCGAGAUGUAACUGUAUGAAUUCAGCUUGUAGGAUCUUUGAAAGUUUACUAGAGCCUGACUUGGUUACUUGGUCUGCAAUGAUAUGUGGCCUAUGUGAAGCAGGGGAUAAUAUUAAAGCAUUGGAUUUCUUCAGGAAAAUGAAUGUAAAAGGCAGAAAGAGCGAUCCUUUACUGAUCGCUAGUGGGCUCUCUGCUGCAUCUCAAUUAGCGAUAGUCCGGCCUGGUAGGGAGAUGCAUGGUUAUGCUUUUCGCCAUUUCUGCCAUGUGAUGAUUUUGGUAUCUUCUGCUCUAAUUGACAUGUAUUCUAAAUGUGGGUUCUUGAUGUUGGCUACACAAGUGUUCAGAACCAUGCCAAUUAAGACCAUAGUUGCAUACAAUUCAAUGAUUUCAAGUCUUGGUUUACACGGAAAAGCAUAUGAGGCAUUUCUGAUUUUUGAGGAGGUUUUGGAGAAUGGUAUGUGCACUAAACCGGAUGAAGCUACUUUAUCUGCUCUUCUUUGUGCUUGCUGCCAUGCCGGUCUUGUAAGUGAGGGAAGGAAAUAUUUCAGGACAAUGAGGGAGAAAUUCGGCAUUCAAGCUAAAACCCAACAUUAUGUUUACAUGGUAAAGCUUCUUGGGAUGGAUGGAGAGUUGGAAGAAGCAUAUAAACUUAUCCAAUCUAUUCAAGAACCUGUUGAUUUUGGCAUUUGGGGGGCACUAUUGUCAUGCUGUGACGCUCAUGGAAACUACAGACUGGGAGAGAUUGUAGCUCAGCAUCUCUUUGAAAAUAAGCUGCAGAAAAGUAGUUAUGGGGUAAUGGUAUCCAAUAUGUACGCCAGAGAUGGGAGAUGGGAGGAUGUAAAGAAGGUGAGGGUUGAUAGGGAAGCUGUAAAGGGAAAGAUUCCAGGAAAGAGUUGGAUUAGUAAUAGGAAAAAAUAAUGAGGUGUAUCAUGCAACAAGAACAACAUUAUGUUCUCACCGUUCUGUGAUGUGGUAUACUGGUAUCUGUCUUAUAAACCUUAUAGGUGGGUUCCACAAUUGUUAUGUAUAGCUUGAAUUUAUGACGUACGUGUGUGAACUUUCACCUACUUAGUGGUGGUUGAGUUUGUUUUGGGAAAGAGGAGAAGCUUACAAUCAAAUGUGGCUUGAAGUUUCAGAAAAUAAACAAGUUACAACAUAAAACAAACCAUAUACUUCGUAAAACAUAAGUCCAAGUGGACAACAAAAGUCAAAAAUAAGAGAAGAUCAAAAUGAAAAAAGAAAGAAAAGCGGGCAUUUGAGUAUAUUGGCCGGGAGCACUAAUGAUGUCCGGAACAAUAGCUUCUAGACUUUACUGAGACGAUAUGGAGCGAUGAGGAGGUAGGGAGUCCUGCAUGUUGCAAAGGAGGUCAGAGCGUCACGAAGUUGAUGUUGAAGAUGGAGCCUUGUUUGUGAUACCCGACCGGGUGGGGUCAGUCACCCGACCGGGUAUGAUGUGAAUUUGGCCGGGCAACUCUCUGGAUUGGGAAACCCGAUCGGGUAAGGAGGUUUACCCGACCGGGUCCGUGGAUGGUUUUGGCUUCUGUUUAGGAUACCCGCCCUGGUGUCUACCCGGGUAUGCCUAUUGAGGAGACACCCGAUCGGGCCAGUGGAGUUUCUACCUUUCUGCUUUGGUUACCCGCCCUGGUCUCAACCCGAGCAUGCUUGCUGAGGAGUCACCCGACCGGGUCAAAUAGGAGACCCGACCGGGUCUGCGGAGAAAUUUUAAUUACGGGCUUAAUUUUGGGCCUGCGGCUCUAAUCUUGGUUUAGGUUUUUGUAAAACCUAUUUAAACGACUCUAAUGUACGUGUAAACCCUUGACGCAGACAUAAUAAUAAAACAGCUCUCUCUCGUUCGCCGUGGACUAGCACAAUCACCUCGAUUGUG